AUGUAGAACUCUAACACGCUUUAAGUGCGGUAAACGUGGAUUACAAACAAGUGUGUCUGGGUCGGCAAGCUAGCCCCGAAAAACAACUUAAUGGAUUGGAUGCGACACAUCUUUCCCCUCAAGAUAGAGUAGUACACUGGGGUACAACAAAAUGUCCACAGCAUCAGCGUCUGUGGUCCAGUACGGUCGGCGAAAGGGUUCCUCAAAAAACAUUCAUGAGAUAAAAACUGAAUCGAUGCCACAGCCAGAUCUACGCCAAGUCACUGUUCUACCGAAGUCAGAGUGGCUUCGUAUUCAAGACAAUUUGAACCAUGUAAACAAAUAUAAUGAAAGUCUCAAGGAGGCUGCCAGGCAAAGAGAAGCCAUGCAUCAACGCUCCAAAGAAGUGGUGAAAUUCUGGUCCAAUACCAUUGCUGGUCAAAGACAAAAAAAGCUGGAGGCCAAGAAGAUUAGAGAAGAGGUGGAAGAGGAGGAGCGAAAAAGACUAGACUUAGAAGAGGCCAUGUACCAGGCUGAGAAACGGAAAGAAGCCAUUGUAAAAGCAAAAGCUCAGCAAUACUACCAGACUGAUCGAGUUAAAGGAUUUCAUAGUGCUUUGCUCUUGACGGAAGUGCUGAAAGAGAGAGAGGCUCAGCUUGAGCUGAAGAGGCGUAUCCGUGAGGCCUCCCGCGACAAGGACAAGGAGAUGAUGACCACACUGAAGCAGCGGGAUGAGCAGGCCCUGCAGCAGGAGAGGGAGAAGGAGCUGAAGAGGAGGCAGGACAGUGAAGUUACUAUCAAAGGGCUGCAACAGCAAAUAAAGGAGCAUGAGCUUACCAAAGAGCAAGACAUGAAUGAGGAUAAGAGACAGGGAGAAGAGUUGAAGCGUCUCAAGGAGCUUUAUGAUCAGGAGCAGGCCAUGCUGGAGGAGAAAAGACUGGAGGACAAGAGAAGCUUUUUGAAGUCCCAAAAUGAGCACAUGUCCAACAGAGACAUGGUGAAAGCUGUGGAGACUCAGAAGCAGCAGAUUGAGGAGGAGAAAUGCCAGAUGUAUGCCAGUGCCAAGCUCAAGAUGAUGAAGAUGAGGAAAGAAAGGGAAGCGGAGAGGCUCAGGGAGAAGCAGAAGGUCAGAGACGAGACCAUUGCGCGGCUGGCCGCCCAUCAGGAGGAGCAGAAGAUCAACGAGGAGGAUCUCAUAGCCAAGGCCAUAGAGGAGAGGGAGGCGCGGCAGGCCCGUCAGCUGAGGGAGAAGGAGGAGAAGAGGAACGCCAUGCUCCAGUCCAUUGCUGCUCACCGGCAGACCACGCGUCAAGAACAGGAAGAGAGAGAGAGUGAGGAGAGGCAGAAAGCUUUGGAUUUGCUUCUGGCUAAGAAAGAGGCUGACCGGAUCUUCCUGGAGAAACAGCAUCUGAAGGCCGUAAGAAUGAAGGAGGACGGUCAAACUCUCCAAAAGAUCUACGUCCAUCAGAUGGCAGAGAAGCGAGCCAGAGAGCAGAAGCUGAAGAAGGACCUGCAGAUGUUUGAGAUCACCAACGGCCAGCUGGUGUCCGAGGAGGAGAGACAGUUCCAGCAGUACGCCAAGCGCAUCAUCGUCACGGCCAAGGAGGCUGGACGCGACCCUAGCCUGCUCCAGAGGGCGGCACGAGAGGGCAUCGGGGGCGGCCUGGGCCCCAUCUUUGGUGGGGUACGACCCAGCUACCUGGUUCAGGACGACACCGGCGUCCAGAUGCCCAGUUACGUCGGCACUGCUUCCCAAGAUAUCAAAGAGCUGAACGAGACCACUGACAUCCAGAGGGCAAAGAAACGCCUGGGAUUCACAUGGUGACAUGGGUUGUCAUUUAUAGAAUGAGCUUACGGGACUAUGGUUCCUGAUGCCUUUAAAUUACAAAACAGAUUUGCUUAAUAAAAGUUUCAUUAAUGUGACCAUAUAAGUCAAGGACACCAAA
Molecule: messenger RNA, 1925 nt
Organism: Sardina pilchardus (European sardine)
Lineage: Eukaryota; Metazoa; Chordata; Actinopteri; Clupeiformes; Clupeidae
Gene: cfap210
Product: cilia and flagella associated protein 210
Exons: 9
Coding region: 152-1804 (550 amino acids)
Source: RefSeq, a predicted model, not a curated record